AUGCUUGAAGUUGAGAUCACACAACAACGUUCUAUUCAUACGACAAAAUGGGAAAUCAUUCUCGGAAUGUCUUUAUAUCAAGUUAUAAAAAUACUUAAACAAAAUGAUGAUCAAAUUAAAUCAGUUAUAUUAGUUUAUAAUGAUAAAGAUCCAUUAAGUGCGGAUUAUACACUUAAUUUAUCUAAUGAUAGUAUUUUACUUCAUUUUGACUCAAUAACUCAACGAUUGAAACUUAUUGAAUUAUAUGAUUUAAAAAAAGUCAAACUGAAAUAUUUUGGUAAUUGUUUUAAUAGUCCUCAAAUUGUACCAACAAUUGAAAAUAUUAAUGAAAUAUUUGGACCAACAAGACCGGGUGAUUACAAUCGUGAAAGUCAAUCAUUUCUAAUGCAUUUUCCUGGUUUAACUUUUUUUUUCAAUCAAAUUGGACCACAAGUUGAAACAAAGCCAAUGCAUGGCCUUCAUUCACUUCAAUUUCCACCUGGUCAAUCACCUGUUGUUUCAAAAAUUUAUAUUUAUUAUGGAAAUGUUCCACUUGAAUUUAGUGUUCCACCAUUGCCAGUUAGUUGUUUUAAUCGUUCAGUUUUUCUUGAUAAAUUAUCAAAUAUUGUCGAAAAUCAAAGAACAAUCGGUUUAACAUGUCGAUUAAUGGUUGAAGCUCAUGCACCAAAACCUUACGAUCCAGAUGAUCAUAUUGAUUAUCUUGAUGCAACAGUUCAUUUUGAUGAUACUUGUCAAGAUGUUCUUUCGGUGAUUGGUAGUCCAAAUAGUGUUUAUUAUAAAACAGAUGAUAAAAUUAAAAUUCAUAAUCCAUCACCAACUAUUCCAUUGAGUCAACGUUCACAAGAUAAAUCAGAUUUCUAUUAUAAUUAUAUUAAUUUUGGCAUGGAUAUUUUAUUCGAUGGACAAAGUCAUACAGUGAAAAAAUUUAUUUUACAUACAAAUUUCCCUUGUCAUUAUCUUUUUGAUAGUUAUUUUCCAUGUAAUUUCGAAUUAAUUGUACGAAAUCAUGUUACAGGAAAAGAGAUUACUGUUACACCAUCAACGCGAUGGCCAGCUAUUCAAGAAAUUUUUGAUAAUCGUCAUUCACCAGCUAUUCUUCAUCGUUCAUCAUCAACAAAUACAACAAAUCCAUUUGGACCAACAUUUUGUCAUCUAGUUAAUGAUGAUAUGAUUUUUGAAGUUAUGUCCAAUGGAUAUAUUGCUUCAAUUAGCUUUUUCAAUGAACGAGAUUGA
Molecule: messenger RNA, 1233 nt
Organism: Rotaria sordida
Lineage: Eukaryota; Metazoa; Rotifera; Eurotatoria; Philodinida; Philodinidae
Source: the annotation of a GenBank genome assembly